CGCAGCCCGCGCCGGUGCUGAAUGCAAGUGAGAAAUUCUACUGCGUGAUCCGCGAGGCAGACAGGCGCAGGCGGCGGUGCCCGUUUUUCAGAGGAUUUCGACUCAUUUGUGACACACAACCGGACUCAAGGUGACUGGGGAACAGGAAGAGAGCCUUGAUGUGGGCAGUAUGAGUAAGACGCCCCCUAACAGAAGAGGGAUAACAUUUGAGGUGGGAGCUCAGCUCGAGGCCAGAGAUAGCCUCAAAAACUGGUAUGCCGCCAACAUUGAGAAGAUUGAUUACAACGAUGAGAAAGUACUAAUUCAUUACCGUCAGUGGAGUCACCGUUAUGACGAGUGGUUUGAGUGGACAAGUCCCUACCUGAGACCCGUCGAGAGGGUCCAACUGAGGCGCCGAGGUUUGCAGGACGACGCUCCCGUGCCUGGUUUUCAAGUGAAUGACAAGGUCCUGGCCAGCUGGUCUGAUUGCCGUUUCUAUCCUGCAAAAGUCAUCUCGGUCAAUAAAGAUGUGUCUUACACGGUGAAGUUCUUUGAUGGCGUCAUCCAGACAGUGAAAGGAAUUCACGUGAAACCUUUUAUAAAAGAGAGAGGCGCACGAAAGUCUCUGAGUUCGGAGAGAAACAUGGUCAGGAGAGUCGCCAACCGCAAAGAGCGCAGACCCCCGGUGAACGGCGAGCCGCGGAACAAGCGGGCUCGGCGCAGCACCUCCGACCAGGAGAACGACAGCGUCAGUGACGAGGACGAGCGGGAAGCCGGCACGCUGAACGGGAAAAGCAAAAGGGCCAACGGCGCCGCCGAGGCCUCGCCCGCUCUCAAAGGCGCCGAAUCGGAUCAGAAGAAGCCCGGCGACGCCGAGGAUGGCGGCCGACUCACAAAUGGCGCCAAGGAGCGGCGCGACGAAAAAUGUCACGAAAACGGAGACGUGAAAAGGGAAGAGGAGGAAGCGGAAACGGAGGCCGACCCCACAUACGGUGACUCGGCAAAGCCGUACGCGGAGGCGCCCGAGCGGACGACCGGCGAAUGCAUGGACGACGUGGAGCGGAAGCCCAACAUCAAAUCCGAGAGCUCGCAGCCCGCCGUCACCCCGCCGUCCCAGCCCGUCAAGCCUGCGAGGAAGCAGGGUUUCCACAACCCCAACAGAUUUAGCAGAGAACCACUGUACAGGGUGAUCAAAAACCAGCCCCCCCCUGUGCUGUCCAUCAACCUGGACCACAACCCGUUCAAAUGCAGCGCGGCCGGCUGCGCAAAGUCCUUCCGUAAGGCCAAACUCUUGCAUUACCAUAUGAAAUAUUACCACGGCGAGGAGCAGCCCCCGGAGGACGAGCGCAGCCCCACCGGGAGCGGCCACGCCGGCCCGGCCGACAAACGGGCGGCCUGCGCCGCCGCCGAUGGACCAAAGAGAAGACGAACCAUCUCUGCCUCAAUGCACUCGGUCGCCGCGGCGGCGACUCGGGGCGAAGCGAAGGCCGCGGGCAGACGCACCUCCGCUCCCUCCGCCAUCGGCGCGCACGGCCAUCAGCAGAGGGCGCUGCUGAGGGAGAAGUGCAAGGAGAACCAGCUGGACAGGAACGGAUGCCAGCGGCAGGAGAAAGAAUCCGACAAGCGCGGCUUGGACGCGGGUCCAGUCAAAGAUAGACCAAAAGACAAACCCAAACAGAAGGACUUCCUUCGCAUUAAGCUUAAGAAGAGGAAGAAAAAGAAGAAAGCCCAGUCCGACUGCACAGAUAUUGAGGAGAAUAUUGACUUGUCAGUUCUGUGCCCUCCACCCAAAUUGAAAAUGCCAUUCAAAUCGGCCCCCUCGCACAAUUACAAGCGUGAGGCCUACCGCUGCAGGCCCGGAUACAGCCACUCGGUGCAGAUAAAUGUGGAUGACGAGGACAGUUUAAGCGACUGGUCCACCGACAGCUGCGGCUGGAGCGACGACGACUACGGCGCCGACGUGGGUGUGACCAGCCCGCCUCUGAGCCUGGACUGCGGCGCCGACAGCAACGACCAAGAGAUCGUGCGGUGCAUCUGCGAGGUGGAGGAGGAGAACGAUUUCAUGAUCCAGUGUGAAGACUGCCUGUGCUGGCAGCAUGGCACCUGCAUGGGCUUGCUGGAAGACAACGUCCCAGACAGAUAUGCUUGCUACAUUUGCAGAGACCCUCCAGGUCAGAGGCAGAGUCUGCGCUACUGGUACGACCGCGAAUGGUUGAGCAACGGCCACAUGUACGGCCUGUCCUUCUUGGAAGAAAACUACUCUCACCAAAACGCCAAGAAGAUCACCGCCACCCACCAGCUGCUGGGAGACGUGCACCACGUGCUCCAGAUUCUCAAUGGCCUGCAGUUGAAGAUGAACAUUUUACAAAACAAGACGCAUCCUGACCUGAAGCUAUGGCGCCAACCUUGGAAGAGAGUUUCAAGGCCGCCGAGCGGCCGGGACUCUUUCCGAGCCGGUGCCGCGGCCCCCUCCCCCGUCACUCCUGACGAGGACGCAUGUCGCGGUGAGAUUUUAAUGUCCAACGCCCUGGAGAAGCUGAGCCGGGCCGCCGCCGCCGCCGGCGCCUCGUCCUGCUCCUCGUCCCCGUUCCCCUCCUUCCAGGACUCGUAUAUCACCAGCGAACACUGCUACCAAAAACCGCGCACCUACUACCCGGCCGUGGAGCAAAGACUGGUGGUGGAGACCCGACAAGGCUCCGAGCUGGAGGACAGCAUGAGAAGCACCGAAGAGCUGUUGGAGCGCGAGCAGCGCUUCGGCAGCCUGUUGGAGAUGGACGACAAGCCCAAAUCCAUCGGCAACAAGGCUACGUGUGGAGGCUCCUGGCCUGACGUAGAAAUAAAGAGAGAAGUCGGGAGUCAUCUCGAAGAGGCUGCCGUCAACUGCAAGCCGCAACAGCAGUGGCAGCUCAACCUGCUGGAUCACAUCGACGCGGUCCAAGACGAGGUCUCGCACCGGAUGGACUUUAUUGAGCGGGAGUUGGAUGUGCUGGAAAGCUGGUUGGACUACACCGGGGAACUGGAGCCUCCCGAACCGCUGGCCCGUCUGCCUCAGCUCAAACAGCGCAUGAAGCGGCUGAUGUCGCAGCUGGGAAAGGUGCAUCAGCUCGCCCUGUUCAGCUCCACAUGAGGGCGCCGCGCGGAAUCGCGUUGAACUCGCCGGUCGCAAGCCUCCGCACCCGACGUCUGCGGCUGCUUCUCAUUCCUUCAAGGGUUGGACGUGGUGAAUUCAGAUGCGUCCGCCACUGGCAUCCUUGUAUGGAAAGCCAGCAUUACGAGUCAGGAUUAUACACGAUACGUUGCCUCGUAAUGCUGGAAAGAUCGCACAGUGGUCCCCACGCAACUUGCUCCGAUGCCUUUUGUAUGCCCGGACACUUGGAGGUGGCUUGUAAUUCUCUCGGUGCAUCGUGCACUACACUCGAGCUUUACAUUCAGCUUGCAGUACACAGAUAUGAAAAUAUUUUUGAACACGUGUGUGUGUAUAUGUAUACAGUAUACACGUUUGUUCUCCAGUUGUGCGUUAACACCCCCCCCCCCCCCCCCCCCAAAAAAAAGGCUUGAUCCCUUGACACCCGGUAUGAAACGGCACUUUACAACCAUCUUGAAAAACUGAGUCCUGGAGUCUUUUUUUUUCUACACUGUGAAGUUAUUUUUGUCUUGAAUCCUGAAUUUCUUAUUUUGUCGUUCCGCUUUUGCAAUGGUGACGAGCGCAAUUUGUGUCUUAAAUGGUCGUGCUUAUCCCUAAACGGCGCGCCAAUUAUCUUGCUUACUUUUCAUUUGUGUGUCCAUGACAGUAUUCCUCGCUACCAUUUGUGUCUGCUUUAUUGCCGUGGCCCUUUGAUGGCUCACCGAAGACUUGUUCUGGACUGGAUCUCGUGCUUUUGCUCGGGACAAAUACUGUUUAGACAAGAUGAAAUUGUCUUAUACAGUAGUUCCAGUUUCACCUGUUUGUUUGUUGUACUUUGUAAAUAUGUCCAUCUAAACGAGUUUUCCUUUCUGAUAAUCUACGCUACUGUACUGUCUGGAUUAGAGCAGGGAAAAUGUUGAACAAUGCAAACAAAUCUGCUGGUACAUAAAUAAACUCUCAUUACUAA
Molecule: messenger RNA, 4070 nt
Organism: Hippocampus zosterae (dwarf seahorse)
Lineage: Eukaryota; Metazoa; Chordata; Actinopteri; Syngnathiformes; Syngnathidae
Product: PHD finger protein 20-like
Exons: 17
Coding region: 170-3106 (978 amino acids)
Biological process (GO): regulation of transcription by RNA polymerase II
Cellular component (GO): MLL1 complex; NSL complex
Source: RefSeq, a predicted model, not a curated record